Molecule: messenger RNA, 193 nt
Organism: Dovyalis caffra
Lineage: Eukaryota; Viridiplantae; Streptophyta; Magnoliopsida; Malpighiales; Salicaceae
Source: the annotation of a GenBank genome assembly
GGCUACUGCUGUAGCACGCAAGCUAGAGGCUAGUGUUGUGAGGUCGGGUGUGGAUAACGAUAAACAAUCAAGCAACUUCUACGAGAAACCAUUUGAUACUUCGUGGAACUUCAUCCCGUACUUGCUAAAGAACCUUGGUUCCUGCUGUCCACCAGCAACACCGCAAAAGUCUAGAUUCAAUUAUAACACAUAA